CAGGAGACUGCGGGGACAAAAAUACUGUAGGCAGUGCAGAAAGGACGAGAGAAGGCUGCUGGAGCCGUCCAGGAGAUUUUAUUGUUUUGUAUUUUAACUAACAAGGCUUUUCGGCAAAUAUAUAUCUUUCCAACUUCAGCUACAGUGAUAGCUAAGUUUGGAAAGGAGAAAGGGGAGUUUUGGAGUGCGUUUAUCGAAAAUUCAAUGCACCGAGUAUCGCCUGCAUCGAAAGCCUGUACAAAGGGAAAUAAAUAUUGACUAAAUUAUUUUGAGAAAAAAUAUUACAAAUGGAUAACGCGGGACCUAAGAAACGUUAUUGUGAAUCUGUCCAAUCGUUCUUCACAUCACCAACGUUCCUUAUUUACCUUGGACAUGCCCUCUCCACAUGGGGAGAUCGUAUGUGGAAUUUCGCUGUAGCUGUAUUUCUGGUGGUGCUGUAUGGCAACAGCCUCCUGCUCACGGCUGUGUACGGACUGGUGGUGGCAGGGUCAGUCCUGCUGCUCGGAGCCAUUAUCGGUGACUGGGUGGAUAAAAACCCCAGACUCAAAGUGGCCCAGACUUCACUGGUUGUCCAGAACUGUGCCGUCAUACUGUGUGGGAUCCUCUUGAUGGUGGUUUUCCAGUUCAAAGAACAGCUCGCAGAGUUAUAUAAUGGAUGGGUUCUGACAUGCUGCUAUAUCUUGGUCAUCUCCAUAGCCAACAUUGCUAACUUGGCCAGUACUGCCAUGUCAAUUACCAUCCAGAGAGACUGGGUGGUGGUUGUGGCUGGACAGGACAGCAGCAAGCUGGCAGACAUGAAUGCCACAGUACGGAUCAUCGACCAGCUAACAAACAUCCUGGCGCCUAUGUUGGUGGGCCAGAUCAUGGCUUUCUGCUCCAACUUUAUUGGCUGCGGCUUCAUCGCCGGCUGGAACCUGUGCUCUAUGUGCUUGGAGUACUGUCUGCUGUGGAAAGUCUACCAGAAAUGUCCAGCACUGGCCAUGAAGGCUGGCAAGAAAGAAGACUACCAGGAACUGAAACGACUGAACUCCCCGAAAGAGCUAGAGAACGGCCAGGGCCCAGUGGAGGGCUCCCAGCUCAUGAACGAGACUGCUGUCGUCAAGGCUGACUCUCCCAGGAAGACUGGCUGCUGCUACCAGAUGGCGGAGCCCCUACGCACCAUCCGCGAUGGCUGGGUGGCCUACUACAACCAGUCCAUCUUCUUCGCUGGCAUGUCACUAGCUUUCCUCUACAUGACAGUGCUGGGCUUUGACUGCAUUACAACAGGCUACGCCUACAUGCAGGGCCUCAAUGGCUCUGUGCUCAGCCUGCUGAUGGGCGCCUCAGCCGUGUCGGGCAUCUGUGGCACGGUGGCCUUUACCUGGGUUCGCAAGAGUUGUGGCCUGAUCCGCACAGGCUUCAUCUCGGGUGUGGUGCAGCUCUCCUGCCUAAUGCUGUGCGUGGCGUCUGUCUUCGCACCGGGCAGCCCCUUUGACCUCAGUGUCUCGCCCUUCCAGGACAUCUAUAGCCACCUGACUGGGAAGAGCAGCGCCCUCCCGGAGGCCGCCUACCCGGCUAGCGUGCUAACCAUCGAUGGUCAGGGUAUGCUGGUUAACAGUUCGACCGUGCCGCCCACCGAGGAACUACCGCCUCUGCAGUCCUACAUGUCAGUCAGUCUGCUGUUUUCUGGGGUCAUUGCUGCUAGAAUUGGUCUAUGGUCCUUUGACUUAACCGUGACCCAGCUCAUCCAAGAGAAUGUGAUCGAGUCGGAGAGGGGACUGAUCAACGGCGUCCAGAACUCCAUGAACUACCUCCUAGACCUUCUGCAUUUCAUUAUGGUGAUUCUGGCGCCCAACCCAGAGGCCUUCGGCCUGCUCGUCAUCCUCUCCGUCUCAUUCGUGGCCAUGGGCCACAUAAUGUACUUCAGGUUUGCCUUUAAGAGCCUCGGGCGGCGCCUCUUCCUCUGCUUCUCUCCAGAGCAGCAGACUCAGCCCCUCCCCGACUCUCCCUCCUCGCUUCCCACCACGGUGUAACCCAUUAAAGAGACUCUUUCCCUGCUUACAGCUCCGCCUGCAGUACACAAAUACUUCCUUCUCCUCCAGCCCCCUAGCCAUCAACCUAAACAUGCUUGUAGCCCCGGCAGGACUAAUGUAUUUACUUUUGCGCCUUACCCUAGCAGGUGCUGUCCUUUGUCAUUGUAGAUAGCAUUUGCCGUUCGCUGAGGGAGAAGGGUAGUGCGGCCGCAGACAUAGAGAGAGAGUCUCAGACAAACAACCCCAUUCAUAAGUGUCACAAAAAAAACCUUCCCUACUUCCAAUAUUUAAAUGUAGCCGUCUUGUCAUGCAUUCAGCUUAAAAGCUAAACUAAGGUGGAAAAUUGCAGGUAUUGCCACUUGCAGUUACUCCGGUUACAGCUGGGUACUGCUCAAGUAUGUGCUAGUGCUGUUUGCAUCUCAUUACAGCUCUGCAUCAGCCGUGGGAUUCCUAUUUCCACUUUCAAGCCAUUUGUUUCGCAGUAGUUUAUUGGUGCUAUAAAUCAUUCAUGCUAGCAUUUCAGUUAUUUCAGCUUAAGUAAUUAAUGUUUUAGAUGAUCGGUUCUUGCUCAUUUCUCUUUAAUACAUGGUUAUAAGGGUUAUGCAAAUGUAUUUAUUCAAGGAGCGCAAAUACUUAUGUUUAUCUAUACAUGGAGUGUACAAUACAUUAGGAACACCUGCUCUUUCUAUGACGGACUGAACAGGUGAACAUUACGAUCCUUAUUGGUGACACCUGUUAAAUCCACUUCGAAGACAGGUUAAAGAAGGAUUUUAAGCCAUGAGAUAGAGACAUGGAUUGUGUGUGUGCCAUGGAUGGUGAAUAGGCAAGACAAAAUAUUUAAGUUCCUUUGAACGGGGUAUUGUAGUAGAUGCCAGGUGCACCGGCUUGAGUGUGUCAAGAACUGCAACGCUGCUGGGUUUUUCACACUCAACAAUUUCCCAUGUGUAUCAAGAAUGGUCCACCACCCAAAGGACAGCCAGCCAACUUGACAACUGUGGGAAGCACUGGAGUCAACAUGGGCCAGCAUCCCUGUGGAACGCUUGACACAUUGUAUAGUCCAUGCACCAACUAAUUGAGGCUGUUCUGAGGGCAAAAGGGGGUGCAACUCAAUAUUAGGUAGGUAUUCCUAAUGUUUUGUACACUCAGGUGUAUAUUCUCAAUGUAUCAUCACUAUUGUCUUUCUCACUCAUGGUGGUGCUAAUGUACUAGCUAUAGCAACACCUGGAAAACUGUGCAUUCACAUUAACAACGCUCUCAAUGACCAAAGUGGACCUUAUAUAGCUUAAAGGAAAUGAGGGGAAAACCGAUUUGUUACAUUUGUUUGAGCAUUCCAAAUAUUUCUUUGAUGUGAAGUGACAGUGAAACUUGUAUAAGCUCAUUAACGCUAUUGUAGACACUUGUGUACACUUACAAGCUCAGCCCCCCCCCCCCCCCCCCCCGCCGCAAUUCUUUUAACUAUAGCAUAACAAUGUAAACUACUAGUUAUUUGUCAUGAUUGAUUUCUAUAGCGCCUUCAGAAAGUAUUCACACACCUUGUCUUUUUCCACAUUGUGUGUUACAGCCUGAUUUUAAACUGAGAUUGUGUUCCUAGCCUACACACAAUACCCCAUAUCGUCAGUGGAAUUGUUUCACAUUUUUACAAAUUAAAAAUGAAAAGCUGAAAUGUCUUCAGCCAAUAAGAAUUCAACCCCUUUGUUAUGGCACACCUAAAUAAGUUCAGGAGUAAAAAUGUGCUUAACAAGUCACAUGGACUCACUGUGUACAAUGAGUUUAACAUGAUUUUUUUUAAAUGACUAACUCACCUCUGUACCCCACACAUACAGAUAAUUUUAAGGUCCCUCAGUCGAGCAGUGAAUAUCAAACAGAUUCAACCACAAAGACCAGCAAGGUUUUCCAAUGCCUCAAAAGAAGGGCACCUAUUGCCAAAAAUGUAAAGAAAAGCAGACGUUGAAUAUGCCUUUGAGCAUGGUGAAGUUAUUAAUUACACUUUGGAUGGUGUAUCAAUACACCCAGUCACUACAAAGAUACAGACCUUCCUAACUCAGUUGCCGGAGUGGAAGGAAACCGAUCGGGGAUUUCAGCAUGAGGCCAAUGGUGACUUUAAAACUACUAGUUUAAAUGGCUGUGAUAGGACAAAACUGAGGAUGGAUCAACAGCAAUACGAACAAAAUUGACAGAGUGAAAAGGAAGCCUGUACUGAAUAAAAUAUAUUCCUAAACAUGCAUCCAGUUUCAAACAAGAUACUGCCAGAAAAUGUGCCAAAGCAAUUCCCUUUUUGUCCUGAAUACAAAAAGUUGUUUGGGGGUAAAUCCAAUACAACACAUUAAAGUACCACUCUCCAUAUUUUCAAGCAUAGUAGUGGCUGCAUCAUGUUAUGGGUAUGCUUGUAAUAGUUAAGAACUGGAUAGUACAAAAAAGAAACGGAAUGGAGCCAAACAGGCAAAAUCAGUGGAAAACCUGGUUGUCCGCUUUCCAACAUACACUGGGAGAUUAAUUCACCUUUCAGCAGAACAAUAACCGAAAACACAAGGCCAAAUCUACAAUGGAAUUACUUACCAAGAAGACAGUGAAUGUGGCUGAGUUACAGUUGACAUAUCUAAUUUGAAAUCAAAUGGCAAGACCUGAAAAUGGUUGUCUUGCAAUGAUCUACAACCAAUUUGACAAAGCUUGAAGAAUUUUGAAAAUAAUAAAAAUAGGCAAAUGUUGCACAAUCCAGGUGUGGAAAGCUUAGACUUACCUAGAAAACCUCACAGCUGUAAUCGCUGCCAAAAGGUGCUUCUACAAAGUAUUGACACAGGGGUAUGAAUACUAGAUAUCUAUAUAUAUAUAUACACAUUUAUUUUUUAUUUUGUCAUUGUGUGGUAUUGUGUAGAUGGCGGAGAGAAAAAAAGUAAUACAUUUUGAAUUCAGGCUGGAACAAUGUAGAAUAAGUCAAGGGGUAUGAAUACUUUAAGUGAUUGUACUAUGUCCAUAAUAAUGGUUGAGCUCCUGCCUCCUCACUGAGUUUAACUGAAGGACUUUUAGUUUCCUGGCAGGACCAUGAUACCGAGCCAUCAUUACGCUAAGCUCUGCCACAAACACACACACACACAGCGCAAUUGUAAACCCAGACACUAGGUGAGCAUGAAAAACUGUACCACCUUUUUCCUGUGGGCGACUUUCAAAAUCCCUCCCAAGUUUACCUGUGAUUUUCCCCUCUUCCCCCCUUAGUCUAGCAGACCUCCCCACCCCUUGUUCACUUGCCAGAGUAGAAAGUCAGCAUCUUCAGGUUGUCUCAGCUGGCCAAGGACUGCCAUUACACCAACCAGGUGGUUGCCAGGCAGAACUGUAGGUUUGUAGCUCUUGGAGCUCUCCAACACCACUAAAAGGGUUGCAGAAGGCUUUUUAAAAUAUUUUUAAAUGUGGUUUGACUCACUGUAAUACUCACAUGUUCACAAUAGACUAUGGUUAUUACCUCUGCCCAUGAAAACCAUGGCUGAGAUUUUGUAAUGAAAAUAUUAGGAUUGGUGCAGAGAAUAGCCAUGGCACUAAGAGAACAGUGAGGCCUUUCUUUACAUCUGCCUACAAGAGCCUUUUAAUACACCGCCCAGAGCUAGAGUCGGACAGAACUGCGGGUUUGUGGAACUGCAGCUGGUGUUCUGUAGAGAAAUGCCAGGAACUGAGCUCUAUGUUGAUGUUUGGCAUGGGUUACCCCUCAAAUGGAAAGUAAGCACAUUCUCCAGAAAAUGUGUUUUUAACAUUUCAGGAAUACUUCAGACAAGGCAAUUUUAUAUUUUUCACAUAACAAUCGCCGUCAAUUGAUAUAUACUAUUUGAUACACUGUACUGGAUGUACAUUUUUUGUAGUUGAACAUUAUCAGAUUGUUGUCUUUAAAUGUUGGUGUGGUUUUUAAAUGUUUUUAUAUAAGUGUUAACUUCUCAAUUAGCAAAUAUAUGUUUUCUGAACGAUUUGUGAAAUUUCUCUGCCUCGUGUUUACAAACAAUGCUCUCAUGCAUAAUAGUAAUGGGAUUUUUUUGUUGAUAGUUACAGAUCACAGUAUACUUUUUUUUCCUACUGUUUGUAGUGUACACUAGCGCUGGUCGGCUGUACCUGCACCAAAACCCCGAUAUUUUUCAUUCUAUAGCAUCUUUUUAAAACAGCGAGCCAACAUGUUCAGGACUUAUUUCCCUGACAGAUCAAAACUAGUUGUUUUCUCAUGCUCUCGUCUCUCUGCAGCAGACAUAGUGAGCCAUUUGUUUGGAACAUCAAAUCUCAAUACAUAUAGAAUCAUGAGAAUCGCAAUACAGUACAUAUCGUAUCGGCACUGAAGUAUCGUGAUAUCAUAAGGUUCCUAGCAAUUCCCAGCCCUAAAGCAUAAACCAAGAAAAUCAUGAGUACACUGUUCCAAUGGACCAUAAUAUGUACUGUCCAUAAUCUCCCAUCAUUGUUAAAUACAGAAAAAGCAUUGUUAGAUAAUCUGUUUAAAAAAAAAUAUUGAAUCAUUGUGAAAUCAUUAUGUAAUCACAGCUUUCAACAUUGGAGGAGUAAAUUGAGAUGUUUGUAUGCAAUAAUUACAUCACACUCCAUUGAAGUGGAUGACGGUUAUACAGCUUAUAUUGCAUGAGCUCUGAAAUAAAUAAAGUCUUUACACUCUG
Molecule: messenger RNA, 6646 nt
Organism: Salvelinus fontinalis (brook trout)
Lineage: Eukaryota; Metazoa; Chordata; Actinopteri; Salmoniformes; Salmonidae
Gene: slc40a1
Product: solute carrier family 40 member 1
Exons: 8
Coding region: 288-2012 (574 amino acids)
Biological process (GO): iron ion transmembrane transport
Cellular component (GO): basolateral plasma membrane
Molecular function (GO): peptide hormone binding; iron ion transmembrane transporter activity
Source: RefSeq, a predicted model, not a curated record